This is a messenger RNA of Antechinus flavipes (yellow-footed antechinus), 2535 nucleotides long. RefSeq names its product transmembrane protein 242 (gene TMEM242). The transcript has 4 exons. The record is from RefSeq and is a predicted model, not a curated record. The coding region runs from base 96 to 521 and encodes 141 amino acids. NCBI's taxonomy places the organism in Eukaryota, Metazoa, Chordata, Mammalia, Dasyuromorphia, Dasyuridae.
ACUGGAUUCCGGUUGCACCGUUCCGGCACUUCUUUCUCUGGUUUCGUUGUUUCCACCCGGGCUCACUUGGUGGACGGCUCGAACGCCAUCCAACUAUGGAGCCUGUGAGCUCCGGGAACAGGGGCCUUCCUCAGUCUUUGGAACAGCCUGCAGCAUCGGAUAACCGGCUGUUUCUGGUGAAAGGUGGAAUUUUUCUUGGUACAGCUGCUGCUGCAGGAAUGCUGGCUGGUUUUCUUACCACUUUGUCAUUAGCUAAAAAGAAAAGCCCUCAGUGGUUCAAUAAGGGAAUUACUGCCACAGCUGCUUUACCAGAGAGCGGUUCUUCUCUUGCCUUGCGAGCGUUGGGUUGGGGGUCACUUUACGCAUGGUGUGGUGUUGGUGUAAUCAGUUUUGCCAUCUGGAAAGCUUUAGGAGUUCACAGUAUGAAAGACUUUCAGAGUAAAAUGCAAUCAAUAUUUCCAGUGAUUCCCAAGAACCCUGGGUCAUCUGUCGAAUGGGAGGAAGCACUGAAAUCCAAAUGAGAUUAGCAUGAAAGAACGCCAAAGAGAUUGUUAGAGCGAAGUAGCUUGGACAUGCUAAAAUAGCCAUCCUCUUUAAAGGAAAAAGAGAUCAAAUUGAUUUCUAUUCAGAAAAGUGAACAAAUCAUUGGUAGAACAUGGACUCUGUGGCUUUCAGCAUCUUCACUAUAGUCUAUGAAAACUCAAAGUCAUUCUGCAUUUGCUUUAUCUUGGAAUCAAACGGGAUUACAUGUUUUCCAAGAUUUGAGAGUUGUUUCAAAGAACAUUAGUUGUGAGUAAAUAAAUAACUUUCCUUUGUGGAAAAUAUACUAGUAUAGAAAGUUAGAUAUAUUUCUAUAAACUUUAAAAACAAGUCUUUCACUUGAAAAGCCAAAUUGUGUGAUAAAUAUGCUGACAAAAAUAUUUAAAAACCUUUGAUACUUCUCACCACCAGGUUGGGACUAAGCUAAAACUUAAAGAUGGUUCAUUAAAAAAAAUUUAAGACCAUAAAUAAGUUACUUGAGAUCAGGGACUAUUUUUUGUCUUUCUUUUUAUCUCCAGAACUGACAUGUAAUGCCUGACAUGUAGUAGGUGCUUAAUAAAUGCUCAUUGACUAGCAUGGCCAUAGAUAGUAAUGAAAUAAUAGUGACUCAUUCUUUGAAAUUAAAUGAGUUAAUUCCAGGAAGCUCUCAUGUUGUUGUGUGAUUAUCUGGCUGUACCUGGCACAAUAAAAGCCAGUUAAGCUGUUCAACUAUUCACCUCUAGUGCACAUCAUAAUAUUAGAUCAUUUGUUUGAAAUGAUUUUUCCUUUGCUUUGUGCCCUUCGUUCACUCAUUCAGUGCCCUACUUAAAAGCCACUCAAUAUAUUUCUACAUGUCUUUAUGCUUUGAAGAAAAUAAAAAACAACAGAUUAAUAUAAUAUGAGAGUAAUUUGUUGUCUUUGUCAUGCUGUCACUAAUAUGAAGUGUACAUUUAGUAGAUAAUUUGAUACCAGAUUCCUAAACACUUACCUAACCAGUUACCUAAACAUAAUUUUAUCUUAAUCAUCAAAGUGAAAAUAGCACAAUAUUAAAUCCACACAUCUAACAAAUAUUUUUAACCCAAACUCACAUGUUAUUGAGUCUAACAUUCAAUAUUUAGUCUAAUAAUUCUAAUGAAUUUUCUGUGAGUAAAUUUCUAAGUAAUUCAUCAUUAAGAAAACAUUCUCUGUUGCUCUGUGGUGUCUUAUAGAAACUAAUAGAGAACAGUGUCUAAUUGCAAUCACUGUAUUUAUCAGACUUAAAAGUUUUUAAAGAAACAAGAAAAAUAUUUUUUACUAUGUAAAUUUUUCAGAGAAAUAACAUCUGGUUGAAAAUGCAAAUUUGAAGUUUCUUUUAUGAUUGCUUAAGCUUUAAUUAGUCAGCUAUCAGGUCUAAUAAAGUACAUUUGAAAUUUAUUUGUUAAUAUGAAACCUUUUAGUUCUAAUAAAAAAUAAAAAAUUAAAUGUCAAGUGCAUAAUUUAGCAUUUUUGUCUAAACCAUGAUGCCACACUUAAAUUGCUGAAUUGUGAUUAAACAAGUUGUAAUCAGUAUUUGGAUUUCUUAUGCAACUUAUUACAAAAAUCUAAGACUAAAAAGAAAUUGAGAGUAAAAUUUAUAAUACUACAUAUAUAUCAUCUCAAGGUUCAUCUCACUCAUCUUUCAUUUUAAACUAGGUAACAUAAAUGAGAAAAGUUUGGAGAAGACAAAUACAAAGAUCAGAAAAUCAUUUGAAGUGAUAGUUUUUAAAAUAUGCAUCAAGGUUACAAACCCUGAUAGAUGGAUUAGUGUGCCUCUAGGUCUAUAUGACAAAAUGGAGUAAGCAGUACUGGAAGUACCUGUAACCACCUAUAGCUAAAAUUCAAGUUUCUUGUUUUUCUUUGCAUGUAGAUGCAGAUCCACAGAAGGGGUUGGGAGAAGGGAAAAAAGUCAAGGUUUUCUAAGAAAAUAGAGCUGUAAUUCAUAAUUGAUUAAUUAAUUAUUUAAAUGACCGUGGUUUGAAAUAAACUUUUAUACUAUAA